AUGAUACCGUCACCAACCACAACGAAUACUAUUCCAGGAUCACGGAUGCAACUUCCCAGUGAAAUCAUCAAAAAGGCCUUUGACAUAUACUUUGAGAGCAUACAUCGCCAGCCGUUGUGGCUCUUUGAAUCUGAUUCCUGUCUAUCCCCAGAUACGAGUGAAGAGCUUGUAUGUGUUAUCCUGGCCCUCGCCAUUACGUAUAGCCCUGUCGAACUCUCAGGGACCGAUUUACAAAGUCCUGAGUUCUAUAGCCAAACUGCUAGGAGAUUGAUUAUGCUUAAAGUUGCAGACGAUGAGAUGAGCUUAUCAACGCAUCAAGCGUUAUGCUUGCUGGCCUUCUUUAAUCUGAUAUGUAAGAGCCCUGACCUAGGAUUAUGUUCGUGCUUCAUGAUUGACGCAGAUAUACCAGCUGGGGAUCUUUCUCAAGCCGGGCUCAAUAUAGCAUUUGUCAAAAAUACUGCCCAGUACUCAGGACUGAAACAGGAAUAUCCAAGUGGUCAUCCGACAACUCAGGAGCAAUCGAGGAUAUUUUGGAGCAUAACUCUACUUGACUCGUUUUACGGGCCUCCAAUUUUGAUUCCCGAGCUUAAGGACUUUCAUAAUCCUCGAUUUUCCACAGUCCAGUCGAGACAAAUUUCAAUGCCUUGUCCGCCACUACCUUCUGAGUCCCAAGUCAGGAGGCGGCAGACCCUCCCUGAUAUUUGGUCACAUAUGUUGAGGAUAUGCAACCUGUGGGGAGAGGUUCGGCUGUAUGUGUCACGAUGCAUCGACGGUUUGACAGACGCACCAUGGCAGCCCAACUCAGGCUACAACACAAUAUGCUCACGCCUGUUAGACCUUGAGGUCGAAUAUCCUUCGUCUCUAAGCUACAACAAUGUCAAAUUCCAAGAUAGUCCCAUUCAAGAACUUCAUGAAGACCGGCUCAAAUGGCUGCCGUGGCUAAGGGUCCAAAUGGCUUAUCACGCUAUACACUGCGUGCUUAACCACCCUUUCCUCUACUCCUUCAAGGGAACAAAGCAGAGAAUGGGCAAUACGACGUUCUGGAGAGCUUCUUGUGAAAAAGCUCUACAGCACAGCACCUGGAUCUGUCGUUUGAUAAGGGAGGCAUCAGAAAAGAGGUUUGAACUGGCUGACCCCUUCUUCGCUCAAGUAGCUGCCAUUGCCGGCACCUUGCAUCUCUAUUGGACAGCAACAAGUAAUCCCGGAUUGCAAGCAUCAGCGGAAGAAAAUCUGAGAGUUUGCAGGAAUCUCAUUGCUGUGAUGGCUACUCGCUGGCCUGUUUGCAAGUCCAUCGAACGAGAUUUAAACCAGUUGAUUAGUUUAGUGGGAGCAUUUGACCCCAAAUCAGAAGCAGAGCUAAUCCAGAGAGGGGUUCAAACCUCCUUGAUGUGGAUUCUCUUGGACGUAGCUGCACCCCAAUUCCCAACUUACGCUGACGAUGCGAUGCAAAAUAAAGGUCUUUGGCGAACUGGAAACAACAGCCGCGAGUACACUUCUUUGGAGAGUCCUGAUAUUUACACUCAUUCGACCGAGAUGGAAGGAUCUACCAACCAAUAUAUUUCUCCGGCAGAUUGGGUGUCGUCUAGGUUUAUAGAAGAUCUCUCACCAAGUGGCACGCAGAGGGGUGGGCCAAAUAUGCAGCAACCGGAUUCUUCUUCAUUUAACUUCAUGACAUCCGCUCGACAGGAAGGCAUGAACAACCCAGAUUUGACGUGGGGACCAUGGCAGCAUAUGAUGCGCAUAGGGGAUAACUCUAUUGCGGGCUCAGAUUGGUGGAGCUCAAGCAAUCUGUAA
Clonostachys byssicola is the source of this 1794-nucleotide messenger RNA. The record is from the annotation of a GenBank genome assembly. NCBI's taxonomy places the organism in Eukaryota, Fungi, Ascomycota, Sordariomycetes, Hypocreales, Bionectriaceae.